AUGGCUUCUCGUCACCUUCUGCUUCUCUGCCUUGCUGCAUUGGUGUUUGUGUUGGAGGCUGGCCCCACAGGUCAAUCCAAAUGCCCUCUGAUGGUCAAAGUCCUGGACGCUGUCCGGGGCAGUCCCGCCGUCAACGUGGCUGUGAGGGUGUUCAAAAGGGCUGCUGAUGACACCUGGGAGCCGUUUGCUGAAGGGAAAACCAGUGAAUUUGGAGAGCUCCAUGGACUCACAACAGAUGAGAAAUUUGUAGAAGGAGUCUACAAAGUGGAACUGGACACCAAAUCCUACUGGAAGUCAGUUGGCAUUUCUCCAUUCCAUGAGUAUGCCGAGGUGGUGUUCACAGCCAACGACGCCGGGCCCCGCUAUUACACCAUUGCUGCUCUGCUCAGCCCCUACUCAUACUCCACCACAGCCGUCAUCAGAAACCCCAAGGAAUGA
Elephantulus edwardii (Cape elephant shrew) is the source of this 438-nucleotide messenger RNA. It is a transcript of the gene TTR, whose product is annotated as transthyretin. NCBI's taxonomy places the organism in Eukaryota, Metazoa, Chordata, Mammalia, Macroscelidea, Macroscelididae. Gene Ontology annotation, molecular function: thyroid hormone binding. The transcript has 4 exons. The record is from RefSeq and is a predicted model, not a curated record. The coding region runs from base 1 to 438 and encodes 145 amino acids. Gene Ontology annotation, biological process: purine nucleobase metabolic process.